AUGACUGAGAAAGAUGCCGAAGUCGGCGCGGCUGUUGGGCUAGACACCAAAGAGACAGCUGUCGACAAAAACCAAGAUGACUCGAUGGUGAUUUUUGCCGGGUCGGGCGUUGGUGAGGUCUUUGGGUACUCGGACGGCGAGGCGAGAACCGUUCGUUGGAAACUGGAUCUUAUUUUACUUCCCAUGAUGUGUAUGACAUACAUCCUCUCGUUCAUGGACAAGGUGGCUCUAUCUGAAGCCUCCAUCUUCGGUAUCGAGAAAAGCGAUCACUUGGUCGGUCAACAGUACAGCUGGGCCAACGGGAUUUUCUACUUUGGUUACCUCUUUGCGCAAUACCCUAGCUCCAUUCUCAUGCAGAAGCUGCCCAUUGGCCGAUACUUCGGCGCGAUGAUCAUUCUGUGGGGUGUUGCAACAACAUGCACUGUCGCGACAAACUCAUUCGCAACUCUCGCCGUGUGUCGGUUUUUCCUGGGUGCUUUUGAGACGUGUAUCACGCCGAUCUUGACGAUUUUGGUCGGUCAAUACUGGACACAAAAGGAACAGGCAUUGCGUGCCUGUAUAUGGUGGACUGGGGGUGGAAUCGGUGGUUUUAUCGCCGACUCGAUCACUUAUGCCGUAUCGGGAGGGGCCUUGGCGGGCUCGAAGUAUGAGACAUGGCAGAUUGUGUUCCUUGUCUUCGGUCCCGUUAGCAUUGCGUGGGGUGUUGUGCUGUUCUUCUUUUUGCCUACGUCUCCGAUGACAGCUUGGUUCUUGACCGAAAGGGAACGCAAGAUCAGUGUCAUGAGGGUUGCUUCUAACCACGCUGGCAUCGAGAACAGAAAAUACAAAAUCUAUCAGGUCAAGGAAGCGCUUCUGGAUUUCCAGGUGUGGAUGCUGUGUGCGCAAGCCUUCCUGCAGUGUAUCCCCGGUGGAGGCCUGACCGCGUUUGGAAAGCUCAUUCUCACGGGAAUGGGAUACUCGGACCGGGAAAGCAUAGUCCUGUCUUUUCCGCAAGAUGGUGUCCAACUUGUUUCUACGGUCUUCGCUGGUGUGGUCUCACAGCUACUGCCUAAUACCAGAUGCGCAUUAAUGAUUUUCGCAAACGCGAUUGUGCUGAUUGGCAGCGCUCUGGUUGAAAAGCUGCCCGCUUCACAAGGUUUCGGCCCACUUUGCAUCAUCUAUGUCAACACUAUUCCAUACAUUAUGUGCAUGAGCUUGAUGUCGUCGAACAUCGGUGGGUUCACUAAAAAGGCCACAUGCGGAGUUAUGAUGUUCAUGUCCUACAGCGUGGGCCAGAUCGUUGCCCCGCAGUUCUUCAUCUCCUCACAAGCGCCACGAUACCCCACGGGGUUCCGCGCCUUCUAUGUCAGCGUCGCGCUCAUGAUUGUUAUUGAAGUGCUCUUGUUUCGAACCAACCUCGUGGAGGCGACUCCGGGCUUCGUUCGAGCACAGCGGCGACAGUGCGUCCCCCUCUCGGGCCCGUCGUCGCUCCCUGCCAUCCUCCGCCCCUCCGCCGUCCGCCUCGCCAACCCCAUCAACCACGUCCCUCGAAUCACCCCGAUCGCCAUCCCGCCUGCGAACGCAUCCGACGAGAAUCUCGCCUUCGCACCCCACUCUCCUCUCCUCAGUGUCCCCGAACGACGGCGCAGUCGUUUGACCCCGUCCCCGACAUCCCCAACCAGUCUCAUCGUUGAACGAAGUCAGGGGGAGACCGAAAGUGGACGCACCAGCAUCGCCCUACCUCCACGUCACAGACGUUACGAACAAUUAUCACCUACCGCCAUGGCUGCAGCAUUCGCUGGAAGUGCGGCGCGAGAGGUCGAGAACCUGCGACCACCAGAAGCGGUUCAUUUAACCGAAGAUGGAAGUCGUCGAGAUGACGGCCGGCCGCGCCAUAUGCAGUCACAAACCUCCCUCCGAUCACAAUCCCAAAUCGCUUCCGUUCCCUCCCACACUGGCCAGGCCCCUCCUGAGAUCGCUGAAGAAUUGGCCUGGGGCCCCGCCCAUCCAUGCUAUCCUCACUUCAACCCUCACGUCCCCAUUGGCUCUCAGGAAUAUCUCACAACACGCGUUAUUCGCAUUCGGCGCGACUGGAUGAUCAAGGGCGAUCUGGCGCCGACAUUCUCCAACCUGUACCCUGAGAUUUUGGAUCCGUUACUAUCGGAACAAGAGUUUCGCAAAGUAAUUGCGACGGUCAACGACGGCCUGAUCAAGGCAUUCGACCCGUAUAGCCUAAGAAAUUGGUUUGACGGAGCACUCGGCCUGCUGACGGGCUGGAUUUGGGAUGAUUUGAACGCCCCUAGCAUUAAGGGUCAAUUACAACAUGUCGAGGACUGGCUGGAAAAAUGGAACCGUGAAGUGGGUUCCAAAGAUGGCGUGCACAUUUGGAGCCUGCGACGGACGGCAUACAUGUCGAUCGACAUCCAGAUCCCUGAUCCCAAGGUUGGCAUCGUCCCUAGUGAGGGUGGCCCCUCCUUACCAAAUACCAGGCCCAGCACUGGCAUGGGCAUGGGCAAUUGA
This is a messenger RNA of Penicillium cinerascens, 2499 nucleotides long. RefSeq names its product pantothenate transporter. Bases 1 to 2499 code for a protein of 832 amino acids. Gene Ontology annotation, biological process: transmembrane transport; dipeptide transport; tripeptide transport. Gene Ontology annotation, molecular function: dipeptide transmembrane transporter activity; allantoate transmembrane transporter activity. The record is from RefSeq and is a predicted model, not a curated record. Lineage: Eukaryota; Fungi; Ascomycota; Eurotiomycetes; Eurotiales; Aspergillaceae. The transcript is spliced from 10 exons. Gene Ontology annotation, cellular component: plasma membrane.